CCCGAACUCAGGCCGGGACGGGCGGGACGCUGACGCCGCCCGCCGCCGCUGCCGCCUCCGCCGCUUCACCUCCUGCAGGAGGGGCCGCCUCUGGCCUCGCAUGGCCGCGGUGAUGUUCCUGCGCAAGGCAAUGCGUUACUACCGAUUGUGGAUUUACACGUGCAAUGCCGUCCUGCUCGUGUCAGUGUUCGUGUUCAUGGGCGUGGCGGGGGGCGUGGCCUCGCACCCGUACCUGUCGCUGGUGCCGGCGCCGCCCGCCUACCACCCGACGCUGCUCUACGGCUACCUGGCGCUGCUGCUGCAGGCCGGCGUGCUGCAGGCGCUGGGCUGCCUAGGGGCGCUCCGCCUCUCGCAGCGGCUGCUCAACAUUUACUGGCUCCUACUGCUGUUCCUGCUGCUGGGCGACGUGGUGGUGGGCCUCGUGUGGCUCUACCGCUUCUCGCACCUCACCGACGGCCUCACGCCUCACGUGCGCGCCACGCUGCUCGACCGCUACGGCCGCGACCCCGACGUCACGGAGGCGUGGGACACGCUGCAGCGCGCAGCCAAAUGCUGCGGCGUAGCGUCGCCGCGCGACUACAACACCACGUGGUGGGACGCGCGACUACAACACCACGUGCUGCGGCUGCCGGCGUCGUGCUGCCAGCGUAACGAGAGCGAUGCGGCGGAGCCCAGUGUGCGUCCGCUGUCGGGCAUCAAGGCCGAUCAGAAGGUGCGCCACGUGAAGGCGUACCCCGAGGCCGAUGCGAAGGGCCGCCUGCGCGCCGACUCGUACGGGGGCGGCGGCGGGCGCGGGCGGGACCGCAACCUGACGUGCGCCAACGGCGACGACAAAGAGUACUACACACGCGGCUGCGUCGUGCACCUGGAGAAGUGGCUGAUGACGUCGGCCGAGACGCUGAUGAUCCUGGGCUUCUGCGUGAUCGCCUUCAUCAAGCUGUGCUUCGUGGGCAUCCUGCGCUUCGAGAUCCAGGAGAUGAUCCAGAAGAUCAAGGUGCUGCAGGGCGAGACGCAGUGCACGCCCAACCCCGAGCUGGCGGCCGCGCUCGGCCUCGUGUCGCCUGACAAGGCGGCCGAGUGCGGACUGCUCAGUUCGGGCGGUGGCGCGGGCGGCGGCGGCGAUGGCGCAGGUGGCGGCGAAGGUGAGGGCGGCGGCGGCGGCGACGCGCACGCCGACGCUGAGUCGGUGGCCGAUACGCCGCUGACGCAGCCGCGCCUCAACCACCUGUCCGGCCCGACGGACGGCGCCGAGUCCGACACCAACUCGCACUGCGCCCUCAUCACGGACACGCCCGUGCGCCGCCCGCAGCCCGACAAGCGCAAGCCCAACGGCAACAACAACGACGUGACGGAGCUACGUGAGCUGCGCCACGUGCGCCAGACGCAGAUAUGA
Penaeus indicus is the source of this 1393-nucleotide messenger RNA. Its product is annotated as CD82 antigen-like. NCBI's taxonomy places the organism in Eukaryota, Metazoa, Arthropoda, Malacostraca, Decapoda, Penaeidae. The transcript has a single exon. The record is from RefSeq and is a predicted model, not a curated record. Bases 101 to 1393 code for a protein of 430 amino acids. Gene Ontology annotation, cellular component: plasma membrane.